AGUAGGAAAAGGCGUUUCCAUCCACGAUCCGGCAAGACUGUGUAGUUUAUGCUACUUACAACCUGACGGACGGAUCAAACUUGCCUGGACCAAAAAAAACAACGCAUUUAUCCACACUAGCUAAUAUAAUUUCAACAUAAGAAUUGCUUUUGUAAUCGCUUUUAUACAUUUAGGCUAUACAAUAAAAUCCAUUACAAGACAGCGGUCUUACAGCUAACAACAUCCUAAACCAACUACAUUCUGGAUAGCGGAGCUGACUGAGGAAGAGUACUUUGCAGCAAGAUUGUACGCGUGUAAAUCAAAUAUAAAUCACAUUUGAAUAAAGUUGUGUGAUAGAAGUGAACACUUUCUCUUACGCACAGACACAGAUCAUCUCUCUCGCUUCGCUGACUCAUAGCCUACACAGAACCCAGGACCAUGUCGGAGUACAGCUCUUUGCUCAGCGACCUGUCUGAAAACAUCACCAAUGAGGACUUGGACCAGCUGAAGUCUGCCUGCAAGGAGGACAUCACAGAGGACCAGAGCAACACCAUCACCUCCUCCAAGGAGUGGUUCAACUACCUGGAGGAGAACCAAAAGCUGGCACAGGAUAACCUGUCGUACAUUGAGCACAUCUUUGAGAUCUCACGGCGACCAGACCUGCUGACCCGUGUCAUCGAGUACCGCACCACUGUUCUAAAGAUCUCUGAGGACGAUGAGAUCGACACCAAGCUCACACGCAUCCCCUCCGCCAAGAAAUACAAAGAUAUCAUUCGCCAACCCUCUGAAGAUGAGAUCAUCAAGCUGGCUCCUCCCCCUAAAAAAGUGUGAGGUCUACACCUCUGACCUUUGCACUUUGACCCCUGGCACUCCAACCAUCUCGACCCCCUCCCGCCUCCCCCCAGUU
Oncorhynchus gorbuscha (pink salmon) is the source of this 886-nucleotide messenger RNA. RefSeq names its product astrocytic phosphoprotein PEA-15-like. The record is from RefSeq and is a predicted model, not a curated record. Gene Ontology annotation, biological process: MAPK cascade; regulation of apoptotic process. Gene Ontology annotation, molecular function: protein binding. The transcript has 4 exons. Bases 418 to 810 code for a protein of 130 amino acids. NCBI's taxonomy places the organism in Eukaryota, Metazoa, Chordata, Actinopteri, Salmoniformes, Salmonidae.